Rubroshorea leprosula is the source of this 1850-nucleotide messenger RNA. Lineage: Eukaryota; Viridiplantae; Streptophyta; Magnoliopsida; Malvales; Dipterocarpaceae. The record is from the annotation of a GenBank genome assembly.
UCCAUAUCCCCACCCAAAAACCAUACGAAACCAACAAACUUCAACUGUUCAACAUACCUCCUACCAGGGUUUCAUAUCUCAUUUCAUUUCCCUGUCUUCCCUUUUUCUAAGUCAUAUUUUAUCAAAAAGAAAAAGAGAGAAUUAUGGUUAACCCAAAACCAUCUUCUCCUUCCUCAUUCCUCCCCUCUAACAAAACUCCUAUCAUAAAUCCCAACAAAAUUUUCGAUCUUCAUGCUGAUGAUCAAGAAGAACAAUUACGUAGAUGGCCAACUCUCUCUGAGGCAAUUGAUGAAAUCAAAGCCAUAGGGAAGAUCUCAGGUCCUACAGCUAUGACGGGUUUGCUUCUUUAUUCAAGAGCCAUGAUCUCUAUGCUCUUUCUUGGAUGUCUCGGUGAGCUAGAGCUAGCUGGCGGCUCUCUCUCCAUUGCUUUUGCAAACAUUACUGGAUACUCUGUAAUAUCUGGUCUCGCUAUGGGAAUGGAACCCAUUUGUGGACAAGCUUACGGUGCCAAACAGAUGAAACUUCUAGGGUUGACCCUUCAGAGAACGGUGCUCCUCCUCCUCUCAGCCUCGCUUCCCAUCUCGUUCAUGUGGCUGAACAUAAAGGGAAUCCUCCUCUGGUGCGGCCAAGAUACUGAAAUAGCAUCAGUGGCUCAUACCUUCAUUCUUUUCUCCAUACCUGACCUCUUCUUUCUUUCUCUGCUUCACCCGCUUCGCAUUUAUCUCAGAACUCAGAGAAUCACAUUACCCUUAACUUAUUGUUCUGCUAUUUCUGUUCUCCUCCAUGUUCCCCUGAAUUUCCUCCUCGUUAUGCAUUUCAAAAUGGGUAUUGCUGGAGUUGCCAUAGCCAUGGUCUGGACUAAUCUCAACCUCUUCCUCUUGCUCUGUUCUUUUGUGUACUUCUCCGGAGUAUAUAAAGAUUCUUGGGUAUCUCUGAGUACGGAUUGUCUCAGGGGAUGGUCAUCUCUGCUCACCCUGGCGAUUCCAACGUGUGUUUCGGUUUGUCUUGAGUGGUGGUGGUAUGAAUUCAUGAUUAUGCUCUGUGGACUUCUAAUUAACCCAAAAGCUACCAUUGCUUCCAUGGGGAUCCUAAUUCAAACGACCUCUUUGGUGUACGUCUUUCCAUCAGCACUAAGCCUAGGAGUAUCGACGAGGGUUGGGAAUGAAUUGGGUGCAAAUAGACCGGCAAAAGCUCGCAUUUCCAUGAUCGUCUCUCUGUUCUGCGCCGUCGCAUUAGGCCUCAUAGCUAUGCUGUUCACCACUCUGAUGCGGCACAAAUGGGGAAGGUUUUUCACUUCCGACGCCGAAAUUCUAGACCUUACCACUGUAGCAUUGCCGAUCGCCGGACUGUGUGAACUCGGAAACUGCCCGCAGACAACAGGGUGUGGCGUCCUCAGGGGCAGCGCCAGGCCCUCCAUCGGAGCCCACAUCAACCUGGGUUCGUUCUACCUAGUCGGUAUGCCCGUGGCGAUCCUAUUGGGGUUUGUCGCCAAAAUGGGGUUCCCCGGACUAUGGCUCAGCCUGCUUGCGUCUCAAGCGUCCUGUGCUCUGCUCAUGCUGUAUGUCCUCUGUAAAACGGAUUGGAUCCUUCAGGCAGAGAGAGCCAGAGAGUUGACUCAGACGACAAAACCGCCAUUACCGAUAGCAUCGACAGCAGAAGAAUCAUCAAACCCAAAAGAAAUAACGACGAAGGGUGAUCUUGAAGAGAUACUGUGCGUUAAUGAUGAACUCGUGAAGCCAGAAACAGAACCUCUCAUAUCUACUGCACGCACUCUGCAUUAAUUAGGGUUCGGUCUCCCACCAUUAUUGCCGCCACGGAAGGAAAUGGUGUAAAAAAAAUCAUUUGUUUUC